AUGCGCGACCCCAUCGAGAUGAAGGGUUUCCGCCCAGCGACAACUUCGCCCACCAGUGUCUUGUCGCGCUCUGACGCCGUUGCCUCCCAGUCUCCAGCAAAGGCCUUAUUCGAAAAUCUAUCAAAGAUGACGACUCGGUUUGGAGAGUCAAACGAUAAAAACCAUCCCAUGGGUCGCGAUGAGGACGCCGCCAGCAAGGCGCGCGGCCUUGGCGCCAAUGUCACUCUUCUCCGUCCGGAGCUCGUCCAGCCUUUCAACACCGAAGAAUUUCAAGGAACGGAAUUCUGCUUCGCUCCGGUCCUGCAAUAUCCAUUUCAAAAGAAGCCACGAACCAUCCGAAAGCCGGCGGUCAGGGCGGCAGCCCGCGAGACGCUGAGACGGAGGCAAGAAGCGGUGAAGUUGAGGGAGGAAAGUCACGACACGACCGAACUGCAAAAUGCGUUCGAGGAGUACCAGAAGACGGCGUGCCUGCCAUCAGAGCAGUCGCCGCGAAAGAAGCUCAUGAGUCAGGCGCCGGACGCGCAAGAUUUGGUGGAUGGCGAGUUUGAUGAAGAAUGGGAAGUCGCGCAGCAACAUGGCGAUUUCGGGAUAAGCUGGGCAAAGGGUUUGUGGGCCCAAGACUCGAUAUGGCUCAACCUAGCUGACCUCCUCCAAGCCGAUAUUCGAAACCAUUUGCUGAACACCAGCGCCCCAGAAGCCCGACGAAAGCCUUCCAACACCGAAUUUGGUCCUGCCCCAGUGGUGAAGCGACGAGCAGACGGCUCGGCGCGGGCCAACUGGAUCCGACAGAAACAGGUUGAUCCGGACGUCAGAUAUCUCCUCAAGUUUCCAGGCGGUGAGAUGGCCGCUCAGAAGGCGUACAGCCUGCUUGGACGGAAAGAUAUGCUGCCGUUCGAAACCCUUGAGGAAGCUUCGAACGACAGCAUUGUCAUGCCAGAAGAUCCUCCUUCGACCGCGACCCACACCUCGGAAGAGAACCGCUUGGCCAGAUUGGAAGCCGCGAAGGCGCAGUUGCCUGAAGCCGCAGGGCUUCAGAAGAAUGGUCACACCAGUGACGAAGAUGAAGUCCGCGAUGAAGAGCAAGUCUCGGAUGACGUAACCCUACCACCUUGUGAAGCAACAGGCGAUGGGCAAACGGACGACAAGUCCGUGCAAGAUGAUGGUGCCGUAGCUAAUACUGGAAUGCUUGGCAUUGACGACGCACACCGAGUCCGCACGUUCGAGGCCCCUUCCUCCUUCUUGGACACCAGUAUGCUCAGCUCCGCUGGCCACGACUCUCCAGCGCAGCCAAGCACGCCUCAGGCUCUGGCACUACCUGGGCAGCCGGUUCUCGAUAUUGACUUGAACAAGAAUCCCGACAUUUUCGCCUCGGCCCUGUUGCAGAACCGAACCUCCACGCUGUCGUCAUCCGCCGUGUCGCACCUCAGCUUCACCACGCCGCAGCCAUCAUCUCCGCCUCCAAGUAUGAAAUCGCAGCUACGCGGGAUAGAUAACGAUAGUCGUUGGUCCCCACUGGCGCACUCCCCCACACCACUAUCGCCCACUCCCUUCAUCACUGCUGGUGAUUCGGAUCAGCUUGCCCACAACAUUGGGUUGGAAAAGAAUGAAGCAACACGCAAAUCCCACAGAAACUCCUCCCCUAUCGAAGCUCUUGCAAGCCUUAUCAAUCCUAUCCAAGACAUGGCCGAUACUCGUGUUGUUCUGGGUCAAAAUGAAGGCCGGUUUUUCAUCCGGUUUAAGCUGCCAGAUGAACAUGCCGAAACCUUCUUGGAGCAAGUCGACCAUGUUCAAGUUGAUACAUACAUGAAACAAGAGGACGAGGCUGUCGAAUGGGAAACAGAACCCGCUGCUACUGUCCAGGAGCUUGAGGAGAAGGCUACCGGCGAAGUUGUGAAGGUCGUGUCCGAAGAUGAUCCUCGUGAUCUUCUCAGACAGUUCGUUACAAAGCAUCAGGCUGGUAAGGCCAGACCCUCGGCUGCCAUCUUCUCUGCCGAUACCGAAUCGCCCGCCGCCGAACGCGUUAUGGGUAAGCCCGACGCGGUCGUACCAACCGCGCCGAUUCUGGUAGCCGAGAGUCCCCGAACGCCAGAGUCAGGGUUCAACCGUGCUUCGAUGCGUAUUAAAACGCCUACCUUAAACAUGGGAUCCGACCAGCCUGCUCCUGAGACUCCUACCAGGAACAGUUCGGCCAAGAAGUCCAAGCGAACGCCCCUUGGCAAGCUGGACGCUAAUAGCCCCAGUCCUGUCAAGCCAAAGGCUGGCAAAAGGAAGAUGGACGAGGACGGCGACGACGAUGAGCAAAAAGAUCUGGAGAAGACGCCAGAGCCGUCCCCGAAGCGCAGACGCGGCCUUCGUUCGAGGAAGCCAGCUACCCCAGGACCUGACGCAGCUCCCGUCAACUCGCGUCUGGUCCGGAACGCUGAGAAAGACCUUGCUUCAGUGACGCGAGCUAAUACCCGCGCCAACAAGAGCGGUGCUCUCUAUCCGGCCGACGUCCUUGCCCAGUUUGCCGAGGACCCCCUGGGUCAACAGUGGAAGGAGAGGAAAGCGGUAGUAGACGCACGAGCGUCCCGAGCGGUAAAGGUUGGCGCUAAGAGCGUUCACUGGCCGGCGGCUCUGGCUUCAUACCAGACCUUCACGUCUGACGAUGGCGUGGAUGUUGCUGCCACUUUAGCUGCUGCGCCUGUUCCCGCCCCGGAGCCCGAGCCAGAGUUCCAGGAGCUCAUAGAAAGACAGUCGAAGAAGAACCGAGCCGUUAAAUCCAAGUUGCCGGCGCCCGUUGGUCGUCCGCGUCGCGUUGCCGCUCCAGUUGCGCCAGCAACCCCCAGGCCUGCCACACCUAGAGCUCCCUCCACCAAGAGACCUGCUGCCAAUGCACCGGAGGCGGACGAGGACGCGAUCGUCGGGAAGAGGCCAACGAGAGCUGCAGCCCAAAAGACCAACAUCAGGAUGGGCCUCACAGCAACCGGUACGCCUGUACGCCGCCGUCCUACGCGAUCAACGAGCACGUAG
This is a messenger RNA of Verticillium nonalfalfae, 3012 nucleotides long. RefSeq lists its product as uncharacterized. The transcript has a single exon. Lineage: Eukaryota; Fungi; Ascomycota; Sordariomycetes; Glomerellales; Plectosphaerellaceae. The record is from RefSeq and is a predicted model, not a curated record. Bases 1 to 3012 code for a protein of 1003 amino acids.